This is a messenger RNA of Seriola dumerili (greater amberjack), 1999 nucleotides long. It is a transcript of the gene lratd2b, whose product is annotated as protein FAM84B-like. Lineage: Eukaryota; Metazoa; Chordata; Actinopteri; Carangiformes; Carangidae. The transcript is spliced from 2 exons. Bases 339 to 1163 code for a protein of 274 amino acids. The record is from RefSeq and is a predicted model, not a curated record.
ACUACAGGCAGUCUGUACAGCAGAGCAAACCACACAGGAAGGAGAGCAGCUGCCAACCUCAGUCUGAAGUCCUGUUGAUUUUACAGAUGUGACCAAAGGAGAGUGUGAGGAGCUGCUGAGACGAGCUGAACUGCAGGCGCAGUUGGUGUUCAUCUGGAACACACAUACAGCUGGACAUGGAUUAUUGGUGCCGUCUCCACCGCUUUGGAUUUAGUUAAGACACUGCACAACCCUGCGCCUCCUUCCGUGUCCUCCCCGGUGAAGUGAGUGCACCAAGAACAGGUGGAUCCUGUUUCUGUGUUCAGCUAUAUCCUUCCCUUCAUCCACCUGUCACCCUUAUGGGGAACCAGGUGGAGAAACUUACGCAUUUAAAUUACGCAGAGGUGCCAACGUCGGACCCAAAUGGAUUCGACCCGGACGACGAAGGACCGCGGAUUGGCGUCUCUUACAUUUUCUCCAACGACGACGACGACGACCAGGACGACCAUUUGGACCACUUUUCAUCUGACAGCCACACGGUGAACCACGAAGAGAAGCCGUUCGACCCACAGGAUGAGCUGGAGUGCGCGAUUUACUACCGAGAGGAGAGUGUCUAUGAGAGGAGCAGCGGAGCCGCGACGCACUCUGCGGAAAGUCUCCUGAACAAGUGCAGACCGGGAGACCUGCUGGAGUUUGUAGCCACUGGACAGUAUCCUCACUGGGCUGUUUACGUCGGAGACUUCCAGGUGGUUCAUUUGCACCGGGCUGAGAUAAAGAACAACUUUCUCGCAGAUGUGAGCCAGGGCAAAAAAGGCAGGAUAGUGAACGGCCUCUACAGGUACCGUGCGCUCCCGCCGGAGGUGAUUGUGCGCAACGCUCUGGACCACGUGGGGUCCAGAGACCAAGAGCUGUACUGGAGGAACUCGGAGUGUUUUGCCGCCUGGUGCCGCUUUGGCAAAAGGGAGUUCAAAAUUGGAGGGGAGAUACGGAUUGGAAAGCAGCCAUACAGGUUAAAAUUACUCUUUUCAGAGAAGAAGAAUCACGUCCUGGAGUUUCAGAGCCUGGAGGACGUGAUCAUGGAAAAGAGGAGGAACGAUCAGAUAGGCAAAGAUGCUGUGAUGCAAGAGCUGGCCAACCACCUGAACGCAACACAUGAAAUCAAAGAGGAGCGUUUUGUCAACUGAUAGAGGAUGCGCUGGUCAGCUUCAGUGGGAAAUCCACAGUUUCGUUCUCAUAUACCGAGGAUGUGUGUUGGUGAGGGAACAUUUACGGCUCCAGAGCGUUGUCCAUGAGCCUGUGCGCUUGUGCCACACUCCAAACAAAUGUCCAUGUUGAAAAGGAGUUAAAAUUCAUCUUGAAAAUCUUUUUAUUUUUUUUCUCCAAAGUGAGAGGAAAUGCUCUAACAUCUGGGGUGGCACUUGUUCCAUUCUUAAGUGUAUUAGUGAAGCAUAUCACAAGGGUCAAAACAAAAUUUCCACAAGUUGAUUUGCGUUGAAAACAAGUGAAAAUUACAGGCCCCCGCCGGCAGAUUUCCUUCCUCUUUCUAAGAAAAAAAAAAAAAAAGAUUUUACACACUCAACCCAAGAUUAAGUGACUUGUAAUGGUGGAUACAUUUGCAUCGGAGCUGCACCUGCAGUCUAAUCAUUUGGGGAUGAAGUCAGAAUGAAAUUGCCCAUAAUUAUCUUUCUAAUCCAAUGAGUCUUUGCACAGAGGAGCAAAACCUCUCCAAUGUACUUAUACCUGAUGAGAGUGCUGAAAGCGCUUGCUCCUCUACAACUCAGGUGUUGGAGACCGAUGCAGAGUGGAAGAGACACGACAGCUUUUCUUAUUGUGUCAACCUUGAGGAUUCCCUUCCGUUGCUUUAUAUCUGAUCAUCACACAGCUUUACCCACUCUUUGACUAUUUUGUGGUUCAUAGCUAUGACUGUGCACUUUUAUUGAUUCAUCCCUUUCAACAGUUUAUUUUUUUGGAAAAUGUUUGUAUGAAGGAAUAUGGAAAUAAAUCUAUAUUUGAACAGUAA